Messenger RNA from Ruditapes philippinarum (Manila clam), 1938 nucleotides. RefSeq names its product putative ankyrin repeat domain-containing protein 30B-like. Lineage: Eukaryota; Metazoa; Mollusca; Bivalvia; Venerida; Veneridae. Gene Ontology annotation, biological process: RNA processing. The record is from RefSeq and is a predicted model, not a curated record. The transcript has a single exon. Gene Ontology annotation, molecular function: RNA nuclease activity; RNA binding; protein binding. The coding region runs from base 658 to 1707 and encodes 349 amino acids.
CAUAAAUAUUUACAAAGUAUGCAAUUAAAGUUGAAAUUCUAACUGGAGUUUAGUACAAACAUUUGUCGAGUUUAAAUUGAGAAAAAUUGGAACGCAAUGCGGAUUAAAAACUUAAAUACACAGGUCGUGUUUAAAGAUCACGGCAAUAUUUAAGUAGCCAGAAGAAUUAAUCCUAAAGAGUUUAAAACGUUAAUAUACAAAGACUCCGGAGAUUCAUUACGGUGUUUUAAAUGUUUGAAUUAAAAUCUACAAUCGUUAAAAUAUUUUUUAAACAAAAUGACAUUCUGUCAAUAAUUCGAUUUUGUGUUAUGAGGAAAACAUUAAAUUUUGGAUUAUCUUUGUUUUUGGUUUGAGAAAAUAACAAAACAGGCGUAUAUGAUCACUGUAUAAAAAACAGAUACUGUAAAAUAUGUGGGACUAUUUACUUUAAAAAAGCAAGUAAUCAAUUGAUCAAAUACUUUAAACGCUCUUAUUUGGGCUCUCAAUUAGAGCUGCGAGUAGAAAAAGGACAACAAUCGAUAAUGAACAAAUAGUCCUGAAGUCGUUAUAUGGACCCAUUUAACUGAAAGAGACAAACUCAUCUUUAAGGUCUUUAAAGAGAUUAUUUAUGCUAUAGGAUUACGUGGAUCAAGGGAUCUAAGAAAUAGAAGUUUCCAAAUGAUGGAUAUUUUCACAGCGAUUGCCCAAGGGCGCGUGCGACAAAUAGGGCAUAUUUUACAGGAUAGUGAUAAUAGUCUUACAACAACAACACACGACGGUAAAACGGCUCUCAUAUAUGCUGUUUGUGAAGCGAAAGAUGAAAUAAGGACUCAUUUAGUGCGCAUGCUCCUGAAACAAGGAAGUGACGUAAACGCAAUAGACGAAAACAGGCGCACUGCGUUAAUGUAUGCGUCUAUGGACAAUGAUAAACUAGAUUUAGUGCGUGUUCUAGCAAGAUGUAAGGGUUGUGAUCCAAAUAUUAAAGAUAAUGAGGGUAACACAGCAAUAAUGCACGCGAUAAUGUGCGCAAAUGCUGCUGCAAUCAAGGUCCUUGUUAACGCAUCAGUGACUAAAUCAACGAUCAAUCUAGAACUUACAAAUGCACAAGGAUUAACUGCAUUAGAAAUGAGCGUUAAACUACAGAUGCCUGAGUGUUGUAAAGUCCUUGUGUGUGAAGGAGGGGCUAACACGAAGCAAGUCAACAAUCAAGUCGGGCUGAUGAGACUCCUAGAGGACGAAAAUUUGUUCCAAAGAAAUAAUACCCCACAUUCUCGACAUCCGUCGAGGAACGCUUUCGUUAACAGAAAGCUGGAUUCUCCGAUUCUUGAAAAUAAGCAGUUUGAAGGGUCAUACAUGUCCAGAGACACUACACCAAAUUAUGUGGACGACUUUCCCGGAAGGGGAACCCCCUACACUGCCCUCUCGCGGUCUAACAGUCUCCAUAGGAGUAACAGUAACCUGUACAAACGACGACCGGAAGCUGGCAGUCGACCAUCUAGCCUCUCAUUCGCAAAAGACGUGCUUGGAAUAUUAAACUCACAGAAAAGCUUAAAACGGGUGUUGACGCCAAUAUCCGGUAGAAAUGGAACCCCGGUAAUAACAAGGGCCGAGAUUUCCGAAGAUUCUAUCGGAAAUAGAACGCGGCUUCCCAGCAUUCCUAGUGGCCGGAAGUUGUUUCUUGUGUCGUCAAAAAACAAGUUCAAUGGCUAUACUAAUUCUGACACGUAGAAUAAACUAGUUUGUGCAUUAAACCCCUACAGCAAAUCAGUCACGUGUCAUCAUAUUGUAAGUUCUAGUUCUUAAACUGACAUUCAUAAAAAUAAACACAAAAUAACAAUGAAAUGACUGUUGAAUGACAAUCAAUUGACAGAAAACAAGCAAAACUGUGUUAAACAUUGUAUAAUAUGUUCAUUUUUUUGUUCCUAACUGUUGUUUAAUCAAAAAUUAAUAUUAUUUUCA